AUGACCAAAUUGCAAAAGCAACCUCCAGCCUACCCAGGCAAACGCAACUCGGCAGAACCACUUCAGACUGCAGUGCCAUACGAGGAUCUGCCACGGACUACUCAACAGCCCGUGCCUGUCACCACCGUCUCGCAAAACGACCUGCCUUCUACAAAUCCCUUCUCUCCGAACUUCAACCCCCAGCCAGUCCCGUUCACGACGCAGUCUUUUCCUUUCUCACCCAUAUCUCCUCUCGAACCCACGCCUCCUGAACGACUGUCGCAGCCACAAAUCCAUGCACCACAGCCUCGGAGACCGGAUGCGGCUCAGAGACGAUCCAUGGAUUUGCGAAGGCUCGAUGGAAAGCCAUAUCCCUCUUCCAACUCUGCGGAGAAGCCCACAAAGCAAGUCAAGGUAGCAAAGGAUAUGCACGAUGGCGCCCUGCCACCGGUGUACAAACGUCAAGCGUCGGAUCCAAUCAACCCCGCUGAGGCUGCUCAAGCCCUCUCCAAUACUCGUGAAUGCUUAAAGUGCGGCAACAAGCGUGAUGGCGAAGGUCCAGGGCACAAUGGCCACGGUCAAGGCUGUAACCUGUGUGGAAAGCGCAAGGCUCCCACUCCAGGACCCGCUCCGGCAGCUACUCCUCCGCCUUCGGCUCCCCAUGCGCGUACUGUGCCGGAGGGAACGACAUCUCACCAGUCUCAACCCUCGGAUAGCACUGCUGGGCCUUCAAGUUCGCCGACCUCAACGCCGGGUGCCAACUGCUGUGCUAAAUGUGGCAAAAAGAAGCGACCAAGCUCAAUUCCCAAGCAGCAACUGCCAACCCAUGUGGGACGACCGCAUGGAAAUGGGCCUGCAUCCGCACCCAUGCCGAUGGCUCAUCGUCCUGCAAUGAAGAUGCAUUCGGCUAGGCUCUCCAUUCAUCCCAACGUGGCUGGAACUCACAAUCCUGUGUAUCCCCAAAUUGAUGUGAUUCCGCCGUCAGCAUCAUCAUAUAAGCAUGUGAGCUCGCCAUUUACGAGUUAUGGAGAAGAUGACUCUCCCCUUGUGGCCAAAGCCACCAAGCAGGAAUUUAAAGUUUUCCGCAAUUCGUCUCUAGCUCGCUCGUUGUCUCGUCACCUGAGCAAAAAGGACAAGGGGGUGGUAGCACCUCUUCCCAGCCAACAGCUUGCCGCAGAUGAGAAUCAGUCUGGCGAGCAAAGUGCUGGCAGAUUGAUCAAUAUGAUCAGCAGUGCCAUGCAAGGACCACUGAGUGAUCGUGACGCACAAUAUUCACGACUUGAAGUCGGAGAUCAGUCAGAUCGUCCACAGACUCCAUUCUCAUUUGUCGGUGGAAAAGAUGAUCAAGAUAUGUUUGAGAUGGUGGAUCUUCGUGAGAGAGAAUCCGAAGACGAUAGCCUAAAAGAAGUGGUUGGCAGGGAGGUGUCCGCCACUCGAUCUGACGGCGACUAUUCUGCAAUCCCACAAGACACGAUUGAUGUCAUUCCGAGACCCAAGUCGACCGAGCCCCGCGGUCAGUUUUUGUCCGUGCAGGAUGCAGAGCAGCGACCUCCCAUUACCAGAUUUAAGAGUUUGAGGAAUGGCGUUUCGAGAAUGAACAGUAUCAGCAGAAGCACCAGUUUGAAGCGAUUGGGAAGUUUGAAGACGGUUCAUCAUAAUUGGUAUAGAGACGAUAUGGCUAUUGAAGGCGCCACAGGGGAUAACGUCGUUCCUGUCUAUUGA
This is a messenger RNA of Rhinocladiella mackenziei CBS 650.93, 1701 nucleotides long. RefSeq lists its product as uncharacterized. Bases 1 to 1701 code for a protein of 566 amino acids. NCBI's taxonomy places the organism in Eukaryota, Fungi, Ascomycota, Eurotiomycetes, Chaetothyriales, Herpotrichiellaceae. The record is from RefSeq and is a predicted model, not a curated record. The transcript has a single exon.